Messenger RNA from Aspergillus saccharolyticus JOP 1030-1, 516 nucleotides. RefSeq lists its product as uncharacterized. The record is from RefSeq and is a predicted model, not a curated record. Gene Ontology annotation, molecular function: hydrolase activity. Bases 1 to 516 code for a protein of 171 amino acids. The transcript has a single exon. NCBI's taxonomy places the organism in Eukaryota, Fungi, Ascomycota, Eurotiomycetes, Eurotiales, Aspergillaceae.
AUGGUCGGCUCGACAGCUCAAAAGUCCAAUGAGGAGCGCAGGGCUGCUCAAGGAAUCGAGAAAUUCGAGGACAUCCAGAUUCCGUUGUCCGAUGGGACAAUAUUGCUCGGGGAUCUUUAUCGUCCUGCAGGCCCCGGUCAGCACCCAGUCAUUGUUCGAAUGAGUGUAUAUGGCAGAGCCUUCGAAUGCGGCUGCAUUGUUGAUGAUGCAUCCAGAUUAGCCAGUGAGGAGCGUGAAGACGCUUGGUUCAAACGUGCCGAGACCACUGGCACACUCCUGGACCCUCCUCCGGCAUUUUACGAGACGAUGGUCUCGGCCAAUACAUCUGACUGGGUCCCUCGAGGUUACAUUUGCUUGCGGGUAGAUUCAAGGGGCCUAGGGAAAAUGCCGGGUGUGGUCAAUCCGCUGUCAUCCCAGAAGUCUCCUAAAAGACUCUUCGCUUUGGCAAAAUACACAGCAGCGAGCUCGAGCGGCAGAUGGUCCGGGCUGCAAUAUGUCACUGGCUCUGGAGGUUGA